UAAAUAGUCUUACUUUGUAUGAAAAAAAUGUUUUCAUUUUGAAUUUUUUACAAACUGUUGUUUGAUUUCUUUAUAUCAUGAGUAUAUGUGAUUCUUACCAACAUUGUGGUUUUUUAAAGAAAAUUUAUCGAAUUCACAACGGUUAUCAAAUUGUGUUUUAAGUGAAGAAUUGGGUAAAAUUAAGAAUGGAUCAAGAUAGAUAAGGAUCUGCAAUCUCUCAAUUUUGAGAAAAUCUCUACAGAAACAUUGGAAUCUCUAUCGGAAUACUUUGAUGAAAUUAUAGAAGAUGCUGCUCAUUUACAAGAUGCAGAUGUAUCAUGCGGAGAUGGAGUACUCACAGUUAAGUUUGGAAAAGAAUGCGGAACCUAUGUUAUUAACCGACAAGUUCCAAACCAACAAAUCUGGCUAUCGUCUCCCAAAUCUGGACCAAAGCGCUAUGAUUUCAUUGAUGGCACAUGGAUAUACAAGCAUGAUGGACAAUCAUUACACGAAUUGUUGAAUGCAGAAAUCCCAGAUGUUGUGAAAUUUCCAGUUUCAUUUGAUAAAUGUUCCUACAGUGUUAGACAGAAAUAAGUCUGAACUACAAAUUACUUAAGUUUUACUUGUACAUAGCCAACUGUUAAUCUCUUUUUAAAAUUCUACAUCUGUCGAAUUUAUUAAGUAUGUGUACAUAUCAAACUGUAUAUAAGAUUAUUAAUAAAUUUGUUUGAAUGUA
Molecule: messenger RNA, 715 nt
Organism: Nasonia vitripennis (jewel wasp)
Lineage: Eukaryota; Metazoa; Arthropoda; Insecta; Hymenoptera; Pteromalidae
Exons: 3
Coding region: 287-499 (70 amino acids)
Source: RefSeq, a predicted model, not a curated record